UGUCAUACAAAUACCCAAAAGAGAGAAGAAAAAAAGGUAUGGUAUGUAUGUACCUAUGGUUACCUCUACCGCCGGGGUUCGGGAUUGCUAUAGGCUGCUGCUAUGGUUGCAUUGGAAGCGCCAACGGCCAAUCGAAUCAGGAACCUAUAGGUAACCUGCGACUUUUCUGGUUCUUUUUUCCAAUCUUGACCCGCUUGCUGGUCUGCUUAUCUGUAGAUACCUUAGGUAAGUACCUACUCCGCUCCGGGCUUUGCGGAUGAUCAC
Messenger RNA from Daldinia caldariorum, 264 nucleotides. RefSeq lists its product as uncharacterized. The coding region runs from base 39 to 260 and encodes 73 amino acids. The record is from RefSeq and is a predicted model, not a curated record. The transcript has a single exon. Lineage: Eukaryota; Fungi; Ascomycota; Sordariomycetes; Xylariales; Hypoxylaceae.